GACAGCUUCUAGCGUGGACACCCGUAAAAGGUGGGGCCAGGCACCAUUCUUCUACAUUCCUGUGCAUCUUGUGGAUCCUUCCAGGCCAAAUGAGCACACAGUUUUGCGAGUGAGAUCAGGUCUUCCAGGGCUGCCUCACCCCAGAAACCGUCUUCGACCCUGUGCUGAAGUACGCCAGCUGCGGAUGACUAGGCGUCUACCUCGUCCCAGGGUUCUGAGAGAAGGGAUCGAGUUACGGCCAUGACCGCCUUGCACCUUGUUAGCAAUGCCCAGAUGAUUCUUGCGAAUGCGCUGACAGCCGUGGAAUCUGUUUGGAUAGACUUAACUCGUGAUUCCAAGGGUGAGAGGUUGGAAGACCUGAGUCACGAUCGGGGUGCUGGCCUACCGUCCAACGUAGGAAACAUUGCCUUUUGCUGCCUAGGAAACGUUGUACAUUUACCGUCUCCUCUUUUGCAGCGAACGGAGUGCACCUGUUAAUGCCUGCUCGCCCGUAUGGGCAUGCUCAGCAGCAGCAGCAGGGAAAUGCUCUGCAGUGCUUUGGUCCAGCAUACGUUGACUUAGACUGCUGCAUUUCCCAUGUUUCUGAGGUGCACUGCAGGGAUGAGCAGCAACAGCAGCAGCAAAUAGAGACCAGCAGCUGUCAACUGCUCAGGUUGGCUGAUGGAGGGGAUGCUGGGAGCCACGUGUUGGGACGCGGAUUGGGGACGCGGUCCUGAUGGAAUAUAACAUGCACAGUGCUAACAUGCACUGCUGACGUGCACUGCUAACUGCGAUCAAUGGGAUGUAGUUUUCAAUUUAUCCAGUUGAUGGAUGUGUUGAUGACUUCGUUGAACACGGCCAUCAACCCAGACCACGAUUCUCUAUCUGGAGAAAAAAAACAAUCAUCGACGGCCGUAUUGAUUGAUAGCCGUGUUCACGAGGACGACAUAGCCCUUGAUCCUUGCAACCAUUGUGGGUUUUUCCCAUUCACUGCCAGUGUGGACUUUGGCAUAUCUGUUGAUCUGCCAUUUCCGUGGCCGUUUUCUAUCUACUGAUGGGAUGCAGAACGCGGGGGAAUGACUCAAUCGCGCGUGGUGUGGUUGCCUAUGUGGGGAGCCUCGCUAACAUAGUUGGAUUGAUUUCUAACAAACUGGUUGGCCGUACUGCUCCAUAACGGAACCGCUGGACUGGAUUGGUGCUUUGCCUUGCUCUGGUGGUCAUGGACGGCAUCGUUGAUCGCCGUCUUAGCUUUUUGAUGGAUUGUGAGGAAAUCUGGCUUUUCCGCACAACCAGAACGUUGGGAUAACAUGUGGAAUGCUUGUGCGUUGUCGGAUCAGUUGUGCUGUGACCGCUGGUCUCGCGAGUAAGACCACAUGCUGUGGCUGCUGAUGUGGCUUGUAGGGCCGCGCGGCAUCAGUUUUUGUGUUGAAUAUUAGGCUGUAUUAUUUGAUUUUAUCGUAUUUACGGAAUUGAGAAUGGAACUGCUUUGCUGGGUUGUCUUUGACACUUGGCAUUGUGCGUUGCCAGCAGUUUCAUGCUAGAUGCGUGCUGAAGAGGCAGUCUGCAAAGACCGCAGUCGAUCGAGUCUUGCCUGCCUUUUCUAGAGGUCCCACCCUUAUUCGUGUCAGGCUUCGUGUUGCUAUCCGUAUGCCCCGUUCUUCGACCAGGACAGUUGACAAGACGUGAUACCACGACGUCGCAUCUUUGAGCGGGAGGUUGCUCUUCGGAAGCAACUCUUCCUGUCCUUUUUUGUUUCCUGAUUCUCUUUUUCCUGGGAUUUCAGAGUACUGGGUGGUUCUUCCUCUGCCUUCGAUCUUGGGCAAGGGGGAUCUUUGAUAGGACCUGGAGCAUGACUUUUGUGAUGGUUCGGUUUAUGCCAGGCUUCUUGCUGCUUUAAUCACGACCUGUUUUGCUAUAGGGAUGAGGCGAAGAUGCCCUGGUAGCACGCCAUGCUCAUCUUUUGGGAGCAGGCUCUUCUUCAAAAUGACUUUUCCUUUUCGGGAUUUCCCCCCCUGGAAUUUAGAGUCCAGGGCGGUCCUUGUUUUGAGCCUCUGGCGAUCUCUUGCAAGGAGGAUCGUGAGGAGGACCUGAAGCACGACUUUGCGAUGCUUCCUCGACAUAGGUGCAAUGUGCAUUCAAAAUUUUUAUCGAAUAAUAAAGAUGCUAUUGUACC
Chara braunii is the source of this 2152-nucleotide messenger RNA. The record is from the annotation of a GenBank genome assembly. Lineage: Eukaryota; Viridiplantae; Streptophyta; Charophyceae; Charales; Characeae.